AGAGCGGCGGGGACACAGCAGACCACGACGAAGGCGCACAGGCAGCCGGGCCGGGCCGGGCCACGGGGAGAGCGGCCGCCGGGAAGCGGGCGGGAGGCUGGGCGGGCAGCGGGCAGCCGCCGAGCCGCGAAGCGACAUGGUGCUGCUCAAGGAGUAUCGAGUCAUCCUGCCUGUGUCUGUAGAAGAGUAUCAAGUAGGGCAGCUGUAUUCUGUGGCUGAGGCCAGCAAAAAUGAAACGGGUGGUGGUGAAGGCGUGGAGGUCCUGGUGAAUGAGCCCUAUGAGAAGGACGGCGAGAAAGGCCAGUACACGCACAAGAUCUACCAUUUACAGAGCAAAGUACCCACGUUUGUUCGAAUGCUGGCCCCGGAGGGAGCCCUGAAUAUACAUGAAAAAGCAUGGAAUGCCUACCCUUACUGCAGAACUGUUAUUACAAAUGAGUACAUGAAAGAAGACUUUCUGAUAAAAAUUGAAACCUGGCACAAACCAGAUCUUGGCACCCAGGAGAAUGUGCAUAAACUGGAGCCUGAGGCAUGGAAACAUGUGGAAGCCAUAUAUAUAGACAUUGCAGAUCGAAGCCAAGUACUUAGCAAGGAUUACAAGGCAGAGGAAGACCCAGCAAAAUUUAAAUCUGUCAAAACAGGCCGAGGACCCUUGGGCCCCAAUUGGAAGCAAGAACUUGUAAAUCAGAAAGACUGCCCUUAUAUGUGUGCAUACAAACUGGUUACUGUCAAGUUCAAGUGGUGGGGCCUGCAGAACAAAGUGGAAAACUUUAUACAUAAGCAAGAGAGGCGUCUGUUUACAAACUUCCAUAGGCAGCUGUUCUGUUGGCUCGAUAAGUGGGUUGACCUGACUAUGGACGACAUUCGAAGGAUGGAAGAAGAGACGAAGAGACAGCUGGACGAGAUGAGACAAAAGGACCCAGUGAAAGGAAUGACGGCGGAUGACUAAAGCCACUCCUCCCCUUCUGCACUUUUUGCAAGACAGUGGUCAACAGGAAGGCCCAGCAGCUCCACCCUCCCGAGUGACAGGCCAUCUUCGGACGCAGCCUUUCUGUGCCCAUUCUUCAGGCAACUUUGAUCCUUCACUGUAGCUAAUUCUAGAUGCCCUUUAAUAUUGUGAACACAUAGACCGUCUGGUAUUAUGAAGCCCGUGUGUGCGGGAGCCUGCCCCUCUGAGAUACGUGGUGUAGGUGGCUGUAUUUACAGCUCCUCCCUCUCCAACCAUUGUGUUCUUGACCCACUUCUGUGUCCCCCCCCCCUCCAUUUCCAAGUGACAUUUUUAGUCUUUCAAAAUAGCUGCCUUUUGUGAUGUGGUGAUUUAAAUGAUUACUUUGUUUGUUUUCAACCUUGGGAUAAACUGAGGUAUUUUGCUUCCUGG
Messenger RNA from Hippopotamus amphibius kiboko, 1378 nucleotides. RefSeq names its product phosphatidylinositol transfer protein alpha (gene PITPNA). Gene Ontology annotation, cellular component: cytoplasm. Gene Ontology annotation, molecular function: phosphatidylcholine binding; phosphatidylinositol binding; phosphatidylcholine intramembrane carrier activity. The transcript is spliced from 12 exons. Lineage: Eukaryota; Metazoa; Chordata; Mammalia; Artiodactyla; Hippopotamidae. The coding region runs from base 137 to 949 and encodes 270 amino acids. Gene Ontology annotation, biological process: phospholipid transport. The record is from RefSeq and is a predicted model, not a curated record.